GUUUCCGUUAUGGAGGCGUCUAUUAAGACGUUUUGCUUGUACAUCUCGGCAUGAUUCUUGUAUUAUUUCGAUAAGCACACUCCCACGGAUAACGUUAAGAUACAGGUUUCAUCGCUCUGCAACAGCCCAGAGUGGAUUUAUAUUUAUAUUAUCUCUAAAUAAACGGGGCAUUUUGAAGGAUGGUUUCCCUGAAAAAUCAGCCCAAGAUCAACUUCCUCAGCUACUGCAGUCUUGGUGCCAGACCAGACAGCCUUCAUGUGAGUAAUUUACUCGCCAUCAUCGGGCUACUGAGUUUUCAAAGCGCAGGACACGCUGGCGUCGCUCUAAUCGGUGGUGUAACAGCACUGGUAGGAGACCCAAGCGGGAAAACGAGCGCGAGAGAGCGUGCAGCGAAUCCUUACCAACCAUGAACUAACUUUCCACAACGACUAAGAAGUUUGGCACUGUAACCGUAUUGAACAUGUAAACUUUGUACAAAGACUGGAAUGGUUGCUUUUCUGGCAGACAUUUCCGAAUGGGGACCCUGCUCAGUAGGCAUGCAGUGACCAGUCCAGGUUGAAGAGUGCAGAACGCAUGAGCCUUACGAGUUCUCUUACCAGCUGUUUCAAGCCUAUGACUUCUACCACCUGAACCAGAAUCACAGCUCUAAGAUCCAGCUUGGAGGGACAGAACAACUGGGCAACCAGAUGUCUGGGCACAAGUUCAUACACAAUUAAUGGUGACUGAACAGGAGGUGUAUGGGCUGACCCUCCCACUGGUGGCCAGCUCUGUGUUGGACAAACUGGAGAAGACGGCAGUGUGGCUGAACAGGGUCAAGACAUCUCCGUUUGACCUUUAUCAGUUCUUCCUCAGGCAGCCUGACAGCAGUGUGGAAUGGUAUCUGAAGCUGUUCACCUUCCUACCUCUGGCCGAGGUGGAGCGGGUGAUGGAGCAGCAGAGACAGGAGCCAGGCAAACGGGCCGCAAACAAACCUCUCGCCGCCGAAGUCACCAAACUGGUCCACGACAAUGAGGGCAAAAGGUGCACCAAUGCCCGGUACCACAGUAACCUUCAGGCCCUGGAGCAGAUGCGUGAUGCUGAGCUGCAGGAGGUCUUCAGAGAUGCCCCCUUCCAUGAGCUGCUGCUGGAGCCAGGGACCACAAUACUGGAUGCCUGCCGCAGGGCAGAGGACAUCCCUCGGGGGCCCAAAGUGUAUCGCAUGGUUUCAGAAGGAGCUGUAUGGAUCAACCACAGUAAGACAGACAGCCCAGAACAGGUACUCAUCCCCGGCCAGCACAUCCUGGCCAAUGGACUCUCUCCUCAGAGUGGGAAAAAAUUACUUCCACAUCAUCAGGUGGCUCAAUCUACCCCUCGUCCCAAAAUAAAAGGUCACACAGUAGUUCGAAUGAAGUUACGCCUUGCCCAGUCUUGACGCAUUCCGUAGAACGCACACCCAGGAAAGCCAGUCCCAGGACUCAAACGUGAAGAUGACAAGGAGCUGAAAAUGUAUUUCCCCUUUUUGUCAUGGAAACCCAAGUGUUCGGUGAUUUUGAAGAGGAACUACAAAGAAAACGAAACAUAUCAAUUCUCCCUAAGGAUGGGGACGCUGUGCAAGCACUGAAUAUAAACACUAAAGUUCUGGCACUCAUAAAGUUACUGCCUCUAAAAGCAGUCGAUGUAGCAGUGUGCAAUUAGGUUUUAUUUCCUUUUUUUACUACCUGUGUAUAUAUUUAUUUUCAUAUGUAGCAAAUGAAACAUAUUAUGAUUGGGGAGGGGGGGAAACUAUGUAAAAGGCAUGAAUUUGACUUGAAGAAUUGCCGUGUAGUUUUGGUUCCAAAAUGCUGUUUAUAAAUCCUGAUCCAUUUAAAAAAUGAUUGGAUUAAAUAAUUGUUCCUCAUCAAAGUAUCCUCAUAGGUCAUCUGUAUGUAGGGAGAGAUUGAUGGUACAUAAUGUGUAGCCUUGUUUUUUGGGUCAUUUAAGUGUCACACAACGUGGGUUCUCAGCCACCCCACGAAAACAAUGCCUCAAAUAAUGAUACAUUUCUGUUAUGACUAAAAAAGUAAUAUGUGAAGUCAGCCAAUAUUUAUUGUAUUUUGUUAAAUCUGUAGGCCUACGUCGGUCACUUAAAUUCUGGAAUAUUUUGUUUUUUUACAAGUCUUCCUCUUCACCAUUUUUUAAAGAAGUGUAGCUAAUUUAUUUUUCUGAAGUGGUGUAGGGUACUAAUUUGCUGAAGGAUAAAGUAUCAGUUAACUGUACUGGUAGUAUUAAUCAACUUCAUCCUCUCCCUGACAUACUCGUGUCUGUCAGUUUAACGGUUCUUAAUAUUUUUUUUAACGAUUAGGCCUUUUUAUAUUUGAAAUGUCCUACAAUACCAAAUACAUGGUUGCUUCAAUACGUCUGUGUCGACGCUUUCACCAUCAGGUUGCCUUGGCAUUGUACUCCUGUUUGAUACAGAAAGAUAAUUUAAUUUGUUAAUCUCCCCCUUCUCCCAGACAUUGUUAGUGCAGAUCAUGCAAAUGUAGCUUCUAAAAUAACUUUAAUUUCGCCCAGUUACAAUCAGCCUUUGUUCAGAGGCUAAGAAUUGUCUCAAAGUAGUCACUCUGCCCGUGUAAAUCUAUUAAGUGUACAUAACUUUGUAAAAACACUGAGAAAUUAUACUAACUUAUUUAUGUCAAGCUUUUUUUAUGUAGAAUAAAAUGGGGUUUUGAUCAAGGUUAUCCAAAGUGGCAUUUACAUAUUUUUUUGUAAGCAUAUUUUUGGUAGUUUUUAUUUUAUCAAAAAAGGUUGCAACCUGAGCCUGAUUAAAAAUAUUUGAUGUGCAUUUUUCAAUGUGUGAUUUAAGAUGUGUUGCAAUCAAUUAAAACAGAAGAUAAAUCGUU
This is a messenger RNA of Salvelinus namaycush (lake trout), 2858 nucleotides long. Its product is annotated as tyrosine--tRNA ligase, mitochondrial-like. The record is from RefSeq and is a predicted model, not a curated record. Gene Ontology annotation, cellular component: mitochondrion; nucleus; cytoplasm. Bases 716 to 1411 code for a protein of 231 amino acids. Lineage: Eukaryota; Metazoa; Chordata; Actinopteri; Salmoniformes; Salmonidae. The transcript has 7 exons. Gene Ontology annotation, biological process: negative regulation of cell population proliferation; regulation of cell cycle; G1/S transition of mitotic cell cycle. Gene Ontology annotation, molecular function: RNA binding; ATP binding; tyrosine-tRNA ligase activity.